AUGAUGCUUGCAUCGCGGGCUGCGGUGCCGGUCGCGGCCUCUGCGCCCCGUGAGGCGUGUUCUGCGCCCCACCACAGUGCUCUUCGAGCUAGCUCGUCCGGUUUUAGAGACCGACGCGCCCGCGUGGCGACGCCGCGCGCACCCGUAGCGCAGCCCACACGGCGCCCGUGCCGCGCGCAAGGAGCGGCCAGUGCGACGGCUGCGGUCGCGCAGCUGCCCCAUGGCAUCGCAGGCUUCCUGCUCGCCGACCCCAUCGGACAAGGAGUCCUCUCUCUCGCCGGUCUCGUCGCAGCGAUGGCCGCAGUUGGCGCUGCCGACGCCGUGGCCGCUCCGAAGACCGCUCGCUCCGCCAGCAAGGAGGCCCCGAAGUCCCCCGCGGCGCUGCUGAAGGGCAUCCUGGCGCGCGCAUCGCGGGUUUCCACCGUCGUGAACGCCGUCGCCGCCCCGCUCAGGAUCCAUUUGCUGGUCCUGGCCCUGGUCAAGGCGGUGGAGGUGGCGACGGGCGGCCUCGAGCGCGCGGUCUCGGGCGCCUCCGCCGUCGGCCUUACGAUUCCUCCCCCCACGGACCCCACCCUCCAGCUCAUCCUCUCCUCCAUCUCGACGUCCUUUGCCAAAGCCUGCGCGUCGCUCGCGACCCUCAGCAAGGUCUCGGGCAUCACGAUGACCGCCUGGGCGAUGCUGCGCUGGCGGGACGCCGCGCUCGUCGUCGUCGACAAGGCCCUGCAGGCCAGCGCCGAGUCGGACAGCGAUGAGGGGACUCCCGAGGCAGAAACGGCGGAACUGGCGCUCGGCAUCGUCAACGCCGCGGGCCUGCUCGGCUGGGUCGUGUGCGGGUGGGCGCUGCUCGGCGUGCUCGCCGCCGUGGGCAUCGACAUCCGCCCGUUCCUGGCCCUCACAGGCGUGUCAGGCCUCGUGGCUGGGUUCGCGGCGCAGUCGUUCAUCGGGAACAUCCUGGCCGGCGCGACGAUCUUCCUCUCGCGGCCGUUCGCGGUCGGGGAGCGCAUCGAGCUGCGGACGUCGACGGGCAGCACGCUGGUGCUGUCGGGCGUGGUGACGCGCGUGCAGCCCACGCGCGUGACGGUGCGCAACGACGAGGGGCUGCGCGUCACGGUGCCGAACAAGUCGGUGCUGGACUGCAUGGUCGUGCACAAGGGCGCGGGCGGGCGCGUGCAGAAGGCCUGA
Messenger RNA from Pedinophyceae sp. YPF-701, 1182 nucleotides. NCBI's taxonomy places the organism in Eukaryota, Viridiplantae, Chlorophyta, Pedinophyceae. The record is from the annotation of a GenBank genome assembly.